This is a messenger RNA of Erinaceus europaeus (western European hedgehog), 3087 nucleotides long. It is a transcript of the gene COLEC12, whose product is annotated as collectin subfamily member 12. Gene Ontology annotation, molecular function: pattern recognition receptor activity; low-density lipoprotein particle binding. Lineage: Eukaryota; Metazoa; Chordata; Mammalia; Eulipotyphla; Erinaceidae. The coding region runs from base 207 to 2435 and encodes 742 amino acids. The transcript has 10 exons. The record is from RefSeq and is a predicted model, not a curated record.
GAGGCAACGCAACUGCGGACGCGGGGCGCGGACACCAGGAUCCAGGACCCAGGACCCAGGACCCAGGACCCAGGACCCAGGACCCAGGCUCCUCCCGCCGGUGGGCAGCGCGGAGAGGCGGGCAGCGCGGAGCGCAGGCCAUGGGCGCGCAGUGAGCGGUGGCGGGACCUGGAGCUCCGCAGCCGGCCGUGCACCCCUCGGCCACCAUGAAAGACGACUUCGCAGAGGAGGAGGAGGUGCAGUCCUUCGGUUACAAGAGGUUUGGUAUUCAGGAAGGAACACGAUGCACCAAGUGUAAGAACAGCUGGGCACUCAAGUCUUCCAUCGUCUUGUUAUACGUCUUGUGCGCCUUGCUCACCGUCACAGUCGCCAUCCUGGGGUACAAAGUUGUAGAGAAAAUGGACAAUGUUACAGGAGGCAUGGAGACAUCCCGCCAAGCCUACAAUGACAAGCUCACAGCUGUGGAGAGCGACCUGAAGAGACUAGGGGACCAGACCGGGAAGAAAGCUGCAGGCACCAACUCCGAGCUCUCUACCUUCAGAGCAGACAUUCUGGAUCUGCGCCAGCAGCUCCGCGAGGUCACAGAAAAGACCAGCAGGAACAGAGACACGCUGGAGAAGCUGCAGGCGAGCGGGAACGCGCUGGUGGACAGACAGAGUCAGCUGAAAGAAGCUCUGGAGAACAAUUCCUUCCUCAUCACCACCGUGAACAAGACCCUGCAGGCGUACAACGGCUACGUCAGCAACCUGCAGCAAGACACCGGCGCCCUGCAGAGCCACCUGCAGAGCCAGAUGUACUCACACAACGUGGUCAUCAUGACCCUCAACAACCUCAACCUGACGCAGGCGCAGCAGAGGAGCCUCAUCUCCAGCCUGCAGCGCUCCGUCGACGACACCGGGCAGGCCAUCCAGAGAGUCAAGAGCGACUUCCAGAGCCUGCAGCAGGUGCUCCUUCAAGCCAAGAAGGACACCGACUGGCUGAAGGAGAAAGUACACAGCCUGCAGACGCUGGCCGCCAAUAACUCUGCCUUGGCCAAAGCCAACAACGACACCCUGGAGGACAUGAACAGUCAGCUCAGCUCAUUCACAGGUCAGAUGGACAACAUCACCACCGCCUCACAGGCCAAUGAGCAGAACCUGAAGGACCUGCAGGACGUGCACAAGGACGCAGAGAACAGAACAGCCGUCAAGUUCAGCCAGCUGGAGGAGCGUUUCCAGCUCUUUGAGACCGACAUUGUGAACAUUAUUAGUAACAUUAGUUACACAGCCCACCACCUGCGGACACUGACAAGCAACCUAAAUGAAGUCAGGACCACGUGCACAGAUACCCUGACCAGACACACGGAUGACCUGACCUCCUUGAACAGCACAUUGGCCAGCAUCCGUUUGGAUUCUGUUUCUCUCAGGAUGCAGCAAGAUAUGAUGAGAUCAAGGUUAGAUACGGAAGUGGCCAAUUUAUCUGUGAUUAUGGAAGAGAUGAAGUUGGUGGAUUCCAAGCACGGCCAGCUCAUCAAGAAUUUCACAGUACUGCAAGGUCCUCCUGGCCCCAGGGGUCCAAAAGGUGACAGAGGACAGCAAGGACUCCCUGGUGCCACUGGCAGUAAAGGACAGAAAGGAGAGAAAGGGGAGCCUGGUCCCCCCGGCCCUGCUGGAGAGAGGGGCUCUGUUGGACCCAUCGGCCCCCCUGGCGAGCGCGGCAGCAAAGGCUCCAAAGGCUCACAGGGCUCCAAGGGGUCAAGGGGAUCCCCGGGAAAGCCCGGCCCUCAAGGCCCCAGUGGGGACCCUGGCCCAGCAGGCCCACCAGGCAAGGACGGACUCCCAGGCCCCCAGGGCCCUCCCGGCUUCCAGGGACUACAAGGCACCGUGGGGGAGCCAGGGGUCCCCGGACCCAGAGGGCUUCCAGGCUUGCCCGGGGUGCCAGGUAUGCCAGGCCCCAAGGGGCUCCCGGGACCCCCAGGCCCAUCAGGGGUGGCCAUGCCUUUGGCCCUGCAGAAUGAGCCAACAGCUGCUCCUGAAGCCAAUGGUUGCCCACCCCACUGGAAGAACUUCACAGACAAAUGCUACUACUUCUCUGUUGAGAGAGAAACUUUUGAGGAGGCAAAACUUUUCUGUAAAGACAAGUCUUCACAUCUCAUUUUCAUCAACACAAGAGAGGAGCAGCAAUGGGUGAAGAAGCAGAUGGCCGGGAAAGGCAGCCACUGGAUCGGCCUCACGGAUUUGGAGCAGGAGAACGAGUGGAAGUGGCUGGACGGGACACUUCCAGAGUUCAGAAACUGGAAAGCUGGGCAGCCAGAUGACUGGGGCCAUGGCCACGGCCCAGGAGAGGACUGUGCUGGGCUGAUUCACGCCGGCCAGUGGAACGACUUCCAGUGUGAGGAUGUCAAUAACUUCAUUUGUGAAAAGGACAGGGAGGCAGUGCUACCCGCCACACUCUAGUGGGCUGGGGUUCAAUAACGUGAGCAACUUGAGAGACAACUCAAGGACAAAGGACACUUCUGUUGGCAUCACCUUCUCACCAUUGAAAAGGGCACCGAAAGCCAGUUACUGAAAAAAAGUUGACAGCUAUGUUUUUCCUGUCCAUCAUUACUCAAGGACUUGGGGACUAAACUGCCCCUCUGGAAUUGACUGUAGUAUGCACGUGGACUGAAUCACAUAGAUGUCUCUCAGCCAAAAGCCAUACAAGUACAAGCCUUAUCUUCCAGAGUAUAUGGAGUGUUCCAAGCAUAAAAAGACUCAUUGGUUAUGAGUUAUUGGAAGAACAGAUACUGUGUGAACAGUACCGUACAUUCCUAAAAUCUCAAAGGUAGAAAAGUAGGCAGACAUACAGAUAUAUAGGCAGACUCUUAGUAUGAUAUGAAGUGUACUUAAAGAGCUUUGAAAACCUUGUAUUUUUGUACAAAAUAUGUGCCUUUUAUAUUUUUACUCUAUUUUUUUCCUUUUGUCUUUACCAAUAUAAUACAUGGAGCCAAAGAAUACAAUAAUGGUACUAAUAAAAACUCAUAGGGCUUCUUAAUCAGAUUCAAUUAUACUAGCCACAAAGAAAUUGUCUAGUUUGCAUUUAAAAAUAGAUUAAAUCUUUCUGGGUAUA